GCUGCGCCGGCGUCUGUCCAUAAAACCCUAAAACCUCCGGCUGAUCGGUUGGUGUUGAGGCGAGUGGAAGCUUCGAGUUUUUUUUUUCUUCCUUUUGGCUUACUGCGCAAGAAGAAGGGUAACAAGAGGACGGCGGCGAUGGCGAAGAGGCUGCUCCCAUCUCUGAACCGGGUGCUGGUUGAGAAGCUGGUGCAGCCCAAGAAGACCGCCGGCGGCAUCCUCCUCCCGGAAACAUCCAAGCAGCUGAAUGCUGCUAAAGUGGUGGCUGUUGGCCCUGGUGAGCGCGACAAGGCAGGCAAUCUGAUCCCAGUUGCUCUGAAGGAAGGUGACACUGUUCUCCUGCCAGAGUAUGGUGGAACUGAAGUUAAGCUUGCAGCUGAUAAAGAGUACCUCCUCUUCAGAGAGCACGACAUUUUGGGCACACUUGUGGACUGAUUCAGAGCAUCAGCAAGCCUGUCACUAGUCGUUGGUUCUAGACUUCUAGUGUGAGAUGCGUAGUAUCAGAUUCUGGGAUCAAAAUCCCUAAGAACUCUGAACUGUCGUGAUGUCAUAGAUUUUGUGAUGAAACAUCAUAAUUGCCUGCUUCUUGUUGCAAGCGAACUUUUGCGUUUAAAAUGGUUCCCUAAUAUUGUGUUCGCCACUCUGUCCCUGGUUGCAAUGCUCUCUAGUUUACGUUGGCUGUU
Messenger RNA from Zea mays, 683 nucleotides. RefSeq names its product chaperonin. NCBI's taxonomy places the organism in Eukaryota, Viridiplantae, Streptophyta, Magnoliopsida, Poales, Poaceae. Gene Ontology annotation, molecular function: ATP binding; protein folding chaperone; metal ion binding. The coding region runs from base 139 to 435 and encodes 98 amino acids. Gene Ontology annotation, cellular component: mitochondrion. The transcript has 3 exons. The record is from RefSeq and is marked provisional.